AAGAGUAUCAUUUAAAGUGAUAGUUAUGUGUUAGUCGUGUGUUUGUGGAAAUGGAUGGCAUUUCAGUGGCCAACGGAAUGAACGAACAAACGGCGGCUACUCUGCAGUGGUUGCAGCAGUACUUCUACGGCCGCUCCAGUGUCUCCAUAUCCCGAUCCUCCAUGUAUUCCAUGUAUGGAUCCUUUUGUCAGCAAAACAACUACCGACCCGUUUGUAAGGCAACGUUUGGCAAAUUCCCAUUCGUCACAUCCAAACGUCUGGGCGCCAGAGGACAGUCUAAAUACCAUUAUUACGGGAUCGCUCUUAAAGAUAAUUCUCAAAUAACAAGUAAUAAUGACUGCGAUUACGACAAACCCGUGACCCGGUUCUCCCGAAAUGCCCGACUCCUCAACCCUAACGACUAUCACGCGAUUCUCCAUUCAAUGGUUUCUGUGACAGAAUCGCCGCAAUCCACUCCUCUUGAAUGUAUUCUUGAUUCUGCUUUGGCUCACAAUUAUUCGCAGAUGAGACACUAUAUCAUACAUUUCUGGCAACAACUGCCAAAUCACGUGCAAAUCGACUUAGAAGUGCUCAAAACUUUAGAUCUUAACCUUUACUCAACCCUCGAAGAUAUAUACUUAAGACUUGACGCCAGUCUGGAUCAGUUGCGGCACUUAUACGCCAUCGCAUCACUUAAUCCUUUAUGGCUUAAGAAAGCACUCGAUAACUACAGUAACAAACUGGUCGGACAUUUAUCACAAAUUCAUUGCUCAGUGAAUGCAUUGCGAGAACUCAAUUACGAAGACUUGUAUCUCAUUAAUGACAAUAUAAUGCAAACUUUUAUGUAUUUAUUGGACGACAUAAGCGUGAGAUGUGCGGCGAAAUCGUUGAGGAACGGGAGACUCUUGAACUCACGCAACACUCCCGUCAGGUAUUCCUCUAAAUUCAGUUUUCCGAUCUCUUCAUUCAGCACAUCGUCUUCACUGAUGUCGCCGACGCCUUCCGCCCACUCCUCGUCUAUGAUUCCGAUAUCACUCGAGUCUAACUUCGCGGCCGCACCGCGAAUAAAGCCAUCGCCGGCGCCGCUCAGCUCAUCCUCGUCCUCAUCGUCGUCGUCAUCACUCGUCGUCUGA
Molecule: messenger RNA, 1112 nt
Organism: Oppiella nova
Lineage: Eukaryota; Metazoa; Arthropoda; Arachnida; Sarcoptiformes; Oppiidae
Source: the annotation of a GenBank genome assembly